Adineta steineri is the source of this 723-nucleotide messenger RNA. The record is from the annotation of a GenBank genome assembly. NCBI's taxonomy places the organism in Eukaryota, Metazoa, Rotifera, Eurotatoria, Adinetida, Adinetidae.
AUGGGUCCUUUUAACUUUGGAAAAGCUCAAUAUUCUCCUUACUUUUUUGCUGCAUCAAUUGUGAUGUUUUUAAGUACAUUAUGUUGUAUAUCAGCAUUUGCAUCACCAUAUUGGACAAAACGUUAUCUUGAUACACCAAAAGAUUUUCAAAAUAUUGGCUUAUGGGAAUUAUGUUUAUAUAAAUAUCGUCAUUAUAAAGAUGAUUUACAAAUUCCUUAUACUGGUUGUUUUUGGUUUUGGACUAAUGAAAUGUAUCGUUUUCGUGAUUGGAUUAUUCCACCUUGGUUUAAAUGGGUUCAAGCAUUUGCUACAUUAGCAUUCAUUUUCACAAUAGCAACUAUUUCAAGUUUAGCUAUUGCAGUUUUCUCAUCAUUUCGUUGGCAAUGGAGAUAUCAAUUAGCAUGGUGUAUUAUUUCUUUUGUUAUAUUUGCUUUUGAACUGAUUGCUAUUAUAAUCUACGGUAUCUAUAGUCAAGAUCGUCUUUGGAUGCCAAGGCCAGAAUUUAAUUAUUUGUCAUAUAGUUAUUGGAUUGAAUUUGCUGCGCUUGUUCUUGCAUUGGUUGCCUGUGGAUUAUUUGCUGGGGAAGUUAAUUAUCUUCGAGCACCUUAUGAAGGAGAUAUAGACGAGAAAAAUGAUAAUGAUGAAUUGCACCAUUCACCAUCAAAUGGAUCUCAUAUGCAAUUAACAUAUGAACGUAAUCGUCGACCACGAUCUGAAUUGUAA